Messenger RNA from Megalops cyprinoides (Indo-Pacific tarpon), 3888 nucleotides. RefSeq names its product adhesion G protein-coupled receptor F3a (gene adgrf3a). The transcript is spliced from 14 exons. NCBI's taxonomy places the organism in Eukaryota, Metazoa, Chordata, Actinopteri, Elopiformes, Megalopidae. Gene Ontology annotation, molecular function: G protein-coupled receptor activity. Gene Ontology annotation, cellular component: membrane. Bases 211 to 2985 code for a protein of 924 amino acids. The record is from RefSeq and is a predicted model, not a curated record. Gene Ontology annotation, biological process: cell surface receptor signaling pathway; G protein-coupled receptor signaling pathway.
UCCCUUGCAGUGCCAAACGUUACUGAAUUGCUUCAGGUGUUGGAACUGCUUGUGCAGGUGGAUUCAUCUGCAGUGACUGUUUCCUCUGUCAACAUCACAACUGCAUGCAAUGUCACUGACAGAACAACCUGCAGCUGCAGUGAUGGUUACAUCUGGAGUAACGUGGUGUGCAAUACACUUCCUGACUGCUGCAACCAAGCCUCCUGCACAAUGAACAACUCAACCUCCACACCCAUGUGUCUACCCCAGUCAAGAGUCACUGUCAUUGGGUCGCUGACGUUGAAUCGUGCCUACACCCAGGGCCUGGCAGAUAGCACCUCCCCAGAAUUUGUAGCCCUGGCCAAGAAUCUGUCUGAAACUAUGAAAAAAUCUUUCAGUGAAUUGAGUGGCUUCGAUUCCCUGGUGAUCACUCAUUUCAGGCAAGGGAGUGUUAUUGCUGAAUUUGAAAUGACAGUGAACGCUAAUUUUGACACCACCACACUUGCCGAGAAAACUGCAGCUCUACAGACAGACAACAAAGAUUACAACUUCACCCUGGAAACAAUAGGAAUUGUGAAAAUGAAAAUACCAGCAACACCAGUGUGUUACAACAAGUCGGUGACAAUCGAGUGCGAGUUCAACGAGCAGCCUGAGACAGAUGGCUCCUGGAGGCUCAACAGCACCGAGAUUGUAAAUGGAACCGAGGUGGGAAUCCAAUCGCAGGGCAAAAUACUCACCAUUGCAAGUACAUCAAGAAUCUGGACAGGCACCUACGAAUGUAUCUUUGUGAAAGAGAAGAUCAUUCACAAAGCCAGUGGAAAUUUGGAUAUAGCACUCUUGCCAGAAGAUGUUGACACAACCCUGUCUCCACAAUUCCCGGACUGUACCGCUGAACCCAAACCCGUGAUCCCUGUCCAAAUCACAUACUCCAUUGCGAAUAGUACAGAACCCUACCGUGUGAAGAGCAACCAAGUUGAAAUUAAAGGAGUUCCCAAUGGCAAUCGCAUCAUUUACCAAAUAUCGACUACGAUUGAUUGCAAGUUUUACUCAACGGAACCAGAUGCCAAAACAACAAUUUCUUUAGCUUUCGAAAACCGAUUGAACCAAACUAAAAGCAUAGAUGUCCUAAUACCUAUCAUAACCAAGGAUUUUUGUGAAAAAGACGGUGACUGGCCCAGAGCAAAGCCAGGCUACAAUGCGACUCUGCAAUGCACGGGUGGAAGCGUUGGGAAAAAAACGAGAGAGUGUGCGAACACCUCUGGAGGAGUGAACUACAAGUCUGAACAAUCUUUCUGUGUCUAUCAAGAACUACACUCCAUUCUCCAAGAGGCACUGAACAUUCAGAGAGGACUUGGAUCGAUUCAAGCAAACGCGAAGCAAAUUUUCAAUCGCAUGAUAAACACUACCAGUAAGACCAAAGAAAUUAAAACAUACGCAAAUAUAAAUGCAAGUGUGGAUAUUUUCUCUGUCAUUCGUGAUGUUGCAGAGCGUUCACAAAAUGAGUCAAAACCAAUACAAGUGGAUGCAUUAAGUGAUGCUUUACACUCAGCCAGCAAUCUCCUGGAUGCAACUCUGCUUGAGGCAUGGGAACCACAAUCUGAGGGACAGGAUUACAAACUGCCAGCUAAAUAUCUUCAGUCUGUUGAGGGUCUUGCUGUCUAUACAGAUGGCAGUGUCAUAAAUAAAAUAAGUUUCCCUAAUGUAGACUUCAAAGGCUGCAACUCUACAGACUGUAACAACACUGUGUUCAACGUGUCCGUCGAGCUGUCAGGCACAAAAGGAGGUGUGAAAAUACUGGGGUUUCAGUCUCUUGCUAAUCUCUUAAAAAACGAAUCAAGAGACAGUGAUCGUAACUCCAGUAGCAUUGUGGUGUCAGCCACGCUGGACGAACCCAAUCAGACUAGCGUGAUCACAAUGGAUUUCCAGCUGAACAGAGUGAGACCUCAGCAUCAUGAAAUAUAUUGCGUAUUUUGGAACUUUACUUUGAGCGACUGGUCCAGCAAUGGCUGUUCCUGGGAAAAAACAGGGGACAUACCUGACCAAGCCAUUUGUAAAUGCGAACACUUGACCUCGUUCUCAACGCUCAUGGCCAAAAAUCCUGUGAAACUCGCAUUCUUGGAUGAAAUGACGUACGUGGGCUUGGGGGUCUCAAUUUGCUCCCUCAUUAUCUGCCUGGUAAUAGAGUUCCUUGUGUGGAAUUCUGUUGUCAAGUCAAACGUGGCACACUUUCGGCACACAGCACUAGUCAACAUCUCUCUCUGCCUGCUUAUGGCAGACAUUAUGUUUUUAGCCUCUGCCUUCCCUGACAAACUCAAAGGUCAAUGGUGUCUGAUUUCAGUGGUGAUAAAACAUUUUUGCUACUUGUCCAUGUUUUUCUGGAUGUUGUGUCUGAGCAUAAUGCUUCUGCACCAACUAAUUUUUGUCUUCCACCAACUGGGAAAGAAAAAGUACCUUAUUUUCUCUAUGUGUCUUGGGUACCUCUGUCCUGCAGUCAUAGUGGCCGUCACGUACUUGUUGUAUGACACUGGCUCUGAAGGAAAAUACUACGACAAGGCAUCUUGUUGGUUACUGUACGAAGGAACUCUGAAAGGAUCGAUCUUCGCUUUCAUUUUACCUGUUGGGACAAUCGUUUUCAUUAAUGUGUUUUCCUUGGUGGUGGUCAUCAUGAAGCUACUGAGGCCGUCAGUGUCAGAGGGAAGUGCGUUCGAUGAAAAGGAAACAGUCAAGAGCAUUCUGAAAGCAGUGAUCUUCCUGACCCCCAUAUUUGGAAUAACGUGGCUUCUCGGUUUUGGGGUGCUGAUCCUUGAUCUCACAAAUGGUACUUUUCCUGUGUUUGUUAAUUAUGCGUUUACACUCGUCAAUUCUUUUCAGGGCCUUUUAAUUUUGCUGACUGGAUGUAUUGGAGAGAAAAAGGUUCGAGAUGCACUGCUGAAAUAUGUGACAGUGGCGAAAUCACCCAGAAGUGAUGUAUCCACAAAAUUUACCUCCUCCGUUGUCAAGAAAUGAUGCCUUCACCCAACUUGAAGGUUCGCUCUGUCACACUGCUUUAACACUCCACAUCAAGGAUGCUCUUAAGCAGCUUGCCCCAGUGCCAAACUUCAUAGAGAAUACAGAGAACUGGACAAUUCCCUGUGCUGGUGUUAUGACUUUUCUAUGUAAACACACAAGAAGGUUCUUGUAAUAGCUAUCGUACAACAAAGAUUUAAAUUCCACUCGCUAAAAACACCAUUGUUUAAAUCAGACAAAAGCAAACAUGAAUGUGAACGAAGGCGAUUGUGUGUUUAGUUAUUGACUUAAAUUAGCAAUCGAAUGUCACCUAAUCUGCAACAUCCGUGCCAUCUCAGAGAUCAUUUACUCACGAUAUGAUUUCUCCUCAUUCUUUUCAACCUCGUUCUUUGGGGACAGAAGACAUGUGAAAUCAAUGGAUAGAAUUUGGUUGAAUGAAUUGUAAUUUAUGUGCUAUAAUUUGACUUUGUGAGGACACCUCUGUCAGGCUGAGUAUUCCAGAUUGUGUCACACGCACCAGCCUGCCAGUUGCCAGUUCCUGUUUUGACUGUCUAAUAUACAACAGUUUGACUGUAUAAUACUAGUUCUACAGCUACUACACACAAUGUAAAUAGGAAUACAGGUGGAUGCUCACAUUGUUUUGUAGAAUAUAUGCACUGUCGUCUUUUCUCUGUGUUCACUCACAAAAAGCAUAGUUUAAAGUGGUUUACUGGUUAUGAAAAACAAAAUAGUUGCCGUGUAUGUUACGUUGAGUUUAUGCUGAUCAGUACAUGUUUAUUGAACAUGAUUUUGGAACCUUAAUUAUAAUUACCAUGAUUUGCUGUCUGUAGCAGGGCCACCUUGGAUUGGAUUUGCCUUCAAAAUCCAACUAAAUUUGCUGGUGUAAUAAGUAAUAUGAUUAAA